UAUUCUUCUUGCACUUUAUAAAAGGUGCCAACUUGAACUGAAUAUUUCAUAUUCAUUUCUGACUUUAUGCAUUAAAUAACUCGAAAUCAAUUAUUAUAAAUGUUAUAUUUAAAUAAAAAAAUAACAUAAAACAUUGUUAAAAAAAGUGAAAAUGUUAACAACAAUAUUGUGUAUUAUAGUGUCUACAUUGGCGAUAAUUUGUGUAAUUCUUCAUUUUUUUGGUAACAGAGAAUUAUACAAUAAGACAAAUCAUUUUUCUGGCCCACUACUUUUUCCCUUAAUCGGAUGUACAUAUCAAUUUAUUGGAGAUUCAGAGCAUUUUUUGAAACAAACAACAAAACUUAGUUGCAUUUUUGAGUCACCGGUCAGAUUAGCAUUUGGAUCCCAUGUCUUCAUUGCUACAAAGGAUCCACAACAAUCAAAAACUAUUCUUCAGAGUUCAAAAGCAAUGGAUAAGACUGCAUUGUAUAAUUUUUCGAAAUCUUGGAUUGGCGAUGGAUUAGUGACAUCCAAACAAAAUCUUUGGCGUAAACAUCGACGAAUAAUUCAACCGAUGUUUAAUAAAAAAACUCUACAAACCUAUUUUUCGAUUUUUCAACAAAAUUCUCUCUUACUGAACAAAACGGUUGAGAGUGAAAUCGACGGACCGGAAUUUGACAUAUCUAAUCAUAUUGCAUACAUUACUUGCAGUAAUAUUUGUGAAUCGUCAAUGGGUGUUUCGGUGAAAACCCAAAAAGAGGAGGUCUACAAAUUUUAUGAAAUUUCAGAUAGAAUAUUUAGAGUUUUAUUCAAACGAUUGUUAAGUGUAUGGUACCAUUCUGAAUUGCUGUUUAGCAUGAGUUCACUUGCAAAAAAUUAUAACAAUGAUAUUAAAAACAUUCACAAUUUUACUGACAAUGUAAUACUAAAGAGAAAAGCAAUUUUACAGAAUAAAAAAGAAGAAGCAAAAGCGAAAAAUAUAACACUGGAUUUACUACUUGAAUUAUCGGAUAAUAAUUCCCUUACGAACAAACAACUUCGGGAUCAUGUGUUGACACUGAUAACUGCAGGUACUGAUACCACUAGUAGAACAUUGGCUUUUGUUCUCCAAAUGUUAGCACAGAAUCCAAAAGUGCAGGAAAAAGUUUAUCAGGAAAUAUUCAAUAUUUACGGUUCUGAUGAUCCGGAGAAAAAUCCAGUGAAAUAUGAAGAUUUACAACAUUUCAUGUAUUUGGAACGUGUAAUUAAAGAAACAAUGAGAUUAUUUUCAAUUGCUCCAUUUCUUGCUCGUAUGAUUACAGAGGAUUUAGAAUUAGAUGGAAAAAAAGUGCCAAAGGGGUGUACGGCAAUUGUUGCCGUUGUGCCAAUUCAUCGGGAUGAAAAAAUUUGGCCCGAUCCGUUAAAAUUUGAUCCUGACAGAUUUCUACCAGAGGAAGUGUCGAAACGUCAUCCUUGUGCCUUCAUUCCAUUCAGUUUUGGUCCUAGAGACUGUAUUGGUCGUGCCUAUGCUAUGUUAUCAAUGAAAGUAAUAAUGGUAACAUUUCUUCGCAAAUAUAUUUUGAAAAAGGACAAAUUUACCGAAAUCAAGGACAUAAAAUUGAAAAUGGACCAUCUUUUUUUAAGUUGUGAUCCAAUUACUGUGAGAAUUGAAAAUAGGGCAAAGUGUAUAAUUUAA
Messenger RNA from Leptopilina heterotoma, 1654 nucleotides. Its product is annotated as cytochrome P450 4C1-like. NCBI's taxonomy places the organism in Eukaryota, Metazoa, Arthropoda, Insecta, Hymenoptera, Figitidae. Gene Ontology annotation, molecular function: oxidoreductase activity, acting on paired donors, with incorporation or reduction of molecular oxygen; iron ion binding; heme binding. The record is from RefSeq and is a predicted model, not a curated record. Bases 152 to 1654 code for a protein of 500 amino acids. The transcript is spliced from 12 exons.